Molecule: messenger RNA, 1672 nt
Organism: Phlebotomus papatasi
Lineage: Eukaryota; Metazoa; Arthropoda; Insecta; Diptera; Psychodidae
Exons: 5
Coding region: 966-1508 (180 amino acids)
Source: RefSeq, a predicted model, not a curated record
AUCAGUAAUUUGAGUUUCUUCUACGAAAAUGAAGUUCCUGGUGUGCUUUCUUGUAUUUUUCGCUGCUUCUUGUUAUGGUCAAGACGUUGUAGCUCCUGUUGAUGACAUUGUGUCAUCUUGUGCUGAUCUAUAUUGUAUCGAAGCCUUAAUAUACAGCCCAGUAUGCUGCAUUUACCCUGAUGGAUCUACUAUGACCUUUGACGCAUACUGUUUUCUUCAGUAUUACAAUUGCAAAUACAGCACCAAAUGUAUUGCUAUUGCUCAGGGAUCCUGUGAAUGCUUGGGGAUUUACCAAACUCCACCAAUCAUUAUCGAUCCUUAUCCUUUGCCAGUUGAAGAGGCAGCUGAGGCCUAAAUUCAGGAUGACAAACUAACAGCAACUACUUCAUCAGUGAUUUUUAAAGCUUAAUUUUCUUUUUGGCAAAAUAAGUUAAUUUUUGUAAAUCCAUUUUUCAAAAUUGUAACGUUUCCCGUAUUUGUAUUUUUUCUGAGUGUCUGACCUUCCUCAAUAAUCAAAAGACCUUCAAGUGAAAGGCCAACAAGGAAGUUUUUCUGGUGAUCAAUAAACUAAAUUAAAUUGACACCAAGUUAUAAUGAUUCUAUUUAUUUGAUCUUGUGACAAUGGGUGCUCAUUCAGUGAUAAUUCCCCAUCUAUUUUUGAGCGAUUAGUAGACACCUACAAAAAGCAUCAACAAGUUCAUUUUGAAUGAGGAAAAAGAUCAAUCGCGAGUAAUUAUGAUAAUUGUAGUGGAAUAAUUUGGAAGAGAGCUUUUAUGUGUUUGAGACUUAAUGACAAUUGAACUUCUAAAAACACCAGUGACUGAUAAUAUCGGAAACAAGAGAGUAUUAUAAUUAAUCGCCAUGACAACUAUCAUUCAUCCUUUCCCAGCACAAUAAAAUGCAAAGUUCUCAUUGAAUGGUCGUUCAGUUGCUUUAUGGAAAGUCAAUGAAAAUCUUCAGUCAAGAUGAGUUUUGUUGAGAGUUUUCUUGUGGUUGUUCUUCUGGCCGCUGGAGUGUUGGCUGAUGAAGAUAAAGAGCCUACAGGAAUUAAGUAUGAUAAAUUUGUUGUGUCACCUGGAUCUGAAAAGUACGUCAAAUACGAAGUGAAUUCAGAACAGGUGAACGAAACAGCCUUCAAGAUGUCCAUGGUAAUGGAUCAGCUGGAAGAUUUUGAUAAUCAAUAUGAAAUUCAAAUGGCUGUUUACUACAGUGAGAAAAAUGAUGGAAAUUAUGAAGAAAUUUUUGCCACGCCAAAGGAAAUGUUCUGUGACUAUAUGAAUGGAGAAAUCUACAAAGAACACAUUUAUCCACAGUACAAGGAUAUAUCAAACUUUCCCCCUCCCGGAGAAUGUCCAGUUAAGAAGGGUCAGUACAAAUUGGAAGAACAUGUUUUCAAUGUUGGUGAUCUGAAAGCACUUGGAAAACCUGGAGGCUGGCGAAUUGAUAACUCAUUGUACAAAGGUGGAGCCUUAGCUACGGAGACCCAAAUGUUCUUUACCGUUUAUUAGACCAUUGACUUAGUAUCCGAGAAUUUCCCUGCAAGAAAAUGUCAUGUUUGUUAACAACUUAAACAUGCAUUUCUACUUUUCAAUCUCUCAUGCAACCACAUACAACUCUCACACUUAUUGAUGUUAUCGGAAUAUAGCAAUAAAUAAAUAUAAUUUUGAUGCUA